ACAGCUGCGUGGUCACAACAACACGACACACGUCGGGCUUUUGGUGGGAAAAUGACUUCUCCGUCCUCGUUUAUCUUAACAUUAAAAGUGUUAUCGUGCGUUUUCCGAUGUGCCCUGUAGCGCCAGAGUGAGCGGGUGCGUGUCAGCUACACAAAACGUGUACAGGUUCGUUAGUGGGAGCGCGGUGUGUGCGUGGGAACCAUCAAGCCAACCGGGGGAAACUUCGCCCAGCCCAUUGUUUGCUAGCGUGCUAACAACGUUAGCCCGCUGUCUGUCGCUGGACAGGAACACGCUGUAGUUUCCUCCACUGUCAGGACGCCGCGUGUGUUCUAUGUUGUGUUAACUUGCCACGAAGCGUUGAAUCCGUGAGGAAUCAACAGCAACCAUGCCCGAGAUCAAGAUCAAGCACGUUGUGUCCUGCAGCACCGAGGACACCACCCACAAGGCGGACAACCUGCUGAGCUCGGACACCUACAGGAAGUGGAAAGCAGCGAGACCCGGGGAGAAGCAGACAUCCGUCAUCCUGCAGCUCGAGAAGGAGGAGCAGGUGCACAGCAUUGACAUCGGAAAUGAAGGCUCAGCUUUCAUCGAGGUGCUGGUUGGGAAUUCCUCCGCUGUCAGAGACCAGGAUUAUGAGGUUCUUCUGGUUACGUCUUCCUUCAUGUCUCCAACUGAGAGCCGCAAUGGCACCAAUCUGAACCGGGUGCGUUUCUUUGGGCCCAGCCAGCUGCAAAAGAGUGCAGCCCAGGAGAAGUGGGACAGAGUGAAACUUGUUUGUAGCCAGCCUUACAGCAAGAACAUAGCAUACGGUCUGGCCUUUGUUAAGUUCCAUUCACCGCCUGACAAAAAUGAUCCUCCUCCAGCAGCCUCCCCUAAGCUGACAAAGUUGGGACAGUUCAAGGUGAAGGAAGAGUCUCCGUCAUCUGGGCCCAGCCUUCAGCCGGGAAGUCUCUUCUUCAGUCGGGACAGUACGACAAAAACCAGUCCUUCUCUCAAAGUGUCUCCUCAGAGUGAGAGGUUGAGUUACGCUGCUGCUGCUCUGCAGACCGGUGGCACCUCCCAGUUGUCGGGCCAGGCUUCGUCCUCCAGCACUGUCUCGCCACAGCCACCAGCAAAAAGAAAAUAUGAGUUCAACAAAGAGCGCCAGUCCGCCCCUGGCCCCUCUCCUACGAAAAAAACAAGUCCUGCUGGCUCACCCGAGGGUAAAGCCGCAACCCCCAAAAACAAACCGAGUCCAGCCAGCGCAUCCAGCUCCAGCGCUGCGAAAGCUUCCCUGACACCGAAGUCCCCCGAAAAGAAGAGGCCGAGUUUGACCAAAUCCGAAACUAAACCCAAACAACAGAAAACAAAAUCCCAGGUCCCAUUCAACCGGAUCCUGGAAGGGGUGGUGUUUGUACUCAGUGGCUUCCAAAACCCAUACAGGGGGGAGCUGAGGGAAAAGGCUCUGGAUAUGGGAGCCAAGUACCGGCCUGACUGGAUGUCCGGCGCCACACACCUCAUCUGUGCCUUUGCUAACACGCCUAAGUACAGCCAGGUGAAAUCAGCAGGGGGCAUCAUUGUACGGAAAGAAUGGGUGAUGGACUGCCACAAGAGGAAAGAGCAGCUCUCCUAUAAAAGGUAUUUGAUGGAUGGUGGCGAGUCGAGCUCGGAGAGUGAAAUGGAAGUGGACAACCAGAGUGAAGAGGAAAUGGAUACAAAGACUCCACAGAAGCAGGAGAGACAAGUCACCCCCAAAAAAAACAUUGUGAAGAGUGAAGACGAGGAUGAAUACGGUGGCUCCACGGAUAUGGACGAACCAGGAGUUGAUGAUGACGAAUCUGCCGUGGACACGGAGGACGAGCUGCAGAGAGUGGAGAAGGAGAACAGACAGAAGAAAAAAGCGCCAGCCGGUGUGAAGACGGUGAAGGAGGAGGAUCCAUACGGGGGGUCGACCGAUGAAAACACAGACGCUGAGGCUGAACAGGAUCAUCCCAUCCCUGAGCUGCCAGACUUCCUGAGUGGAAAGCACUUUUUCCUCUACGGCAAAUUCCCUAACAACGAGCGGCGCCUGCUGCUGCGAUACAUCGUGGCCUUCAAUGGAGUGAUCGAGGACUACAUGACGGAGAAGGUGCAGUUUGUGGUGACCAGUGAAGGCUGGCAUGACUCUUUUGAAGAUGCACUGAUGGACAACGGCAAUCUGAACUUUGUCAAACCUACUUGGAUCCACUCGAUCAACGAACGACAGAAGCUGCUGCCCUAUCAGCCGUACUCUGUCGUCCCCUGAAGAGGUCGCUGUGCGGACACAGACAUGUUGCGAUGGGGGGGG
Molecule: messenger RNA, 2305 nt
Organism: Platichthys flesus (European flounder)
Lineage: Eukaryota; Metazoa; Chordata; Actinopteri; Pleuronectiformes; Pleuronectidae
Gene: xrcc1
Product: X-ray repair complementing defective repair in Chinese hamster cells 1
Exons: 17
Coding region: 386-2263 (625 amino acids)
Biological process (GO): double-strand break repair via nonhomologous end joining; base-excision repair; single strand break repair
Cellular component (GO): nucleus
Molecular function (GO): damaged DNA binding
Source: RefSeq, a predicted model, not a curated record